Messenger RNA from Monascus purpureus, 1769 nucleotides. The record is from the annotation of a GenBank genome assembly. NCBI's taxonomy places the organism in Eukaryota, Fungi, Ascomycota, Eurotiomycetes, Eurotiales, Aspergillaceae.
GGGAGAUUGAGGAAGAAUUCUUGAGGAAUUGAUAUCCUCGGAAGACCAUUGAUUUUCUUGCAAUGGGUAUUGUGAAUAAAGCAUAUCAGGAAAGAGGAUGGCUGGCUGCCCUCACAAAGGAAGCAAGAGUGGAUGCAUGUGACAAUUCACACAGCUUUACAGUAGCCCCUCAUCUUCGAUCAUCAAUGCUGCAAACUCCCUUAUUGCACACAUACACCCAAAAAGAACAUACUAAAAAGACGGUUAUAAAAAGGAAAUGAUAACAAAACAAAAGGAACGAUCAAGAAAAAUAAAAUGGACACCUCACCCACAGAAACAACAAAAAAUGGUCCAAGCCCCAAACCAAGACACAGAUACAGACAAAAAAACUCAAAGAUAAAAGCACCACCAGACCCAACUCUCAAACAAAGCCUGGAACCACUCAUUAUCCCGUUAUCAAUGCCAUACUGGGAAAAAAUGUUAGGGAUGGUUCAUGGAGCAGACGAGUUGAGGAAGGAGGGGUACAGGACGGAGGAGUUUGGGGAGGGGUUGUCGAGGUUGCGACGGUGUGGGAAGUGUAGAGCUCGGGUUGGGAAGUGGAAGAAGCCGAAAGAGAAGGAGGAAGCUCAAAAAGAGUAUCAAAAAGACGCUGAUAGUGCUAGGAAUACUGUCUACGGUGGGACGAGAGUCUCGGGACAAUUGAAGCCUACUGUGGAUAAUAGCGCCGGCAACGGACAAAUUACCAUCGUUACAGUUGAUGAGCAGUCUGAAGCCCCGCCGGAGGGCGAUGGUGGUUCUGUCACAAAGGGUGAGGAGGGGAAGAAGAAUGCGAAAGAGAAAAAGAAGACUGGAUCUUGCCGAUUUCACACCGGAAAGGUCAUGGCGAAGCAUUACACCUGCUGCCAAUUGCACGUCUCCAAGCCAGGUUGCGUCACUGCGGAAAAGCAUACCCCCCAAGACUACGCGGCAGGAGAACUCGAGCGGGAGUGGAAGCUUCAUGAGACUCCAUCGCUCCUUGGGGGAAUUGGACAGGCCUCACACCGUAAAGCUGUCGCGCUGGACUGCGAGAUGGGUAUCUCGCAACACGGCGACUCAGAGUUGAUCCGUGUGACCGCCGUUGACUAUUUCACGGGCGAGACUCUAGUCGACUCCCUUGUCUAUCCUCUGGUGCCGAUGUUGCAUUUCAACACGCGCUAUUCAGGCGUAGACCGCAGGAUGCUAGAGCGGGCACGUAUUAGGAAGCAAUGCAUUAUGGGCCGGGAUGAGGCAAGGACGCACUUGUGGCGGUUUGUCGGCCCCGAGACCAUCCUGGUGAUGCACGGGGGACCCUCCGAUUUGAUGUCGCUGCGAUGGAUUCACCAACGCAUCAUCGACACGCUUCGAGUUGAGGCGUCGAGAAAAGAGCCUAUCCCGGGACGGACCUUGAAGCACCUAGCUGAAGUAAUAUUGCACACGCAGAUCCAAAAGGGCCGACGAGGUCAUGACAGUCUCGAGGAUGCCUUGGCCUGUCGGGGACUGUUGCACUGGUACGUAGAGAAUCUCUGAGCAGGGGUGUGUUUCAACGGGGAUAGGGAAUUGAAACUUGCAUGUGGACUUUCGAGUCCUGUAUUUCUUUUCUGAUACCGGAAAUCCGGACCGGAUAACCGCAUCGAGACUGUUUUCUGCGAUAGACGUAGACAUCCGACUUUCCUAAUGUUUCACAGUGCAGGUAGUGAAACUUGAUACUUUCAGGGUAAUAUAUAGAUGUUUCGAAUGUGACUGAUGUCCCAAAUAGGAAAUUGUUGGAUCAC